CCACUUCCAAUCAAAGAGUGUGAGCCAAGACAGCAAAAAAGGAAGAUGGCAAGAAUAAUGUUGCUUUUCCUCUUGGGUCUUGUGGCCGUGUGUGCCGUGCAUGGAAUAUUUAUGGACCGACUCUCUUCCAAGAAGCUCUGUGCAGAUGAAGAGUGUGUCUAUACCAUUUCUCUGGCUAAUGCCCAAGAAGAUUACAAUGCCCCGGACUGCAGGUUCAUUAACGUUAAAAAAGGGCAGCAGAUCUAUGUUUACUCAAAGCUGGUAAAAGAAAAUGAAGCUGGAGAAUUUUGGGCUGGCAGUGUUUAUGGUGACAACCAGGACGAGAUGGGCAUCGUGGGUUAUUUCCCCAGCAACUUGGUAAAGGAGCAGCGUGUGUACCAGGAAGCCACCAAGGAAGUUCCUACCACGGAUAUUGACUUCUUCUGCGAGUGAGAAAUUAGUUAAAGCUUCAGUUAGAAAGGAAACUCCGAAAAAUAAAGAAAAAAGCAAAAAUAGCC
Messenger RNA from Carlito syrichta (Philippine tarsier), 497 nucleotides. RefSeq names its product otoraplin (gene OTOR). The transcript has 4 exons. Bases 46 to 432 code for a protein of 128 amino acids. Gene Ontology annotation, molecular function: protein binding. The record is from RefSeq and is a predicted model, not a curated record. Gene Ontology annotation, biological process: cartilage condensation. Lineage: Eukaryota; Metazoa; Chordata; Mammalia; Primates; Tarsiidae.